This is a messenger RNA of Gracilinanus agilis (Agile Gracile Mouse Opossum), 2022 nucleotides long. It is a transcript of the gene PACSIN2, whose product is annotated as protein kinase C and casein kinase substrate in neurons 2. The record is from RefSeq and is a predicted model, not a curated record. Gene Ontology annotation, cellular component: plasma membrane; endosome; cytoplasm. The coding region runs from base 214 to 2022 and encodes 602 amino acids. NCBI's taxonomy places the organism in Eukaryota, Metazoa, Chordata, Mammalia, Didelphimorphia, Didelphidae. The transcript is spliced from 10 exons. Gene Ontology annotation, biological process: plasma membrane tubulation; actin cytoskeleton organization; caveola assembly. Gene Ontology annotation, molecular function: phospholipid binding.
CAUCACCUCUUCAGGAAGUUCUUGGAGUUUUUUAGGGAAAUGUUGAAUAUUCCCCUCGAUAUGGCUGAUAGGUCAAAAGCUUUAUUCUUUAAUUUUCUGGUGUCCUCCCCAAACCCAAUGGAAUACACUCCAUUUGGAUCUGGAAAGAUUUGAACACAGCACCUGUGAUUCCAAGCAUCAGCCUUUGGGGGUUCUGCCUCAGCUUUUGAAGAAAUGUCUGUCACUUAUGAUGAUUCCGUUGGCGUAGAAGUCUCCAGUGAUAGUUUUUGGGAGGUGGGAAACUACAAGCGGACGGUCAAGAGGAUCGACGAUGGCCACCGCCUCUGCAGCGACCUCAUGAACUGCAUCCACGAGCGGGCGCGCAUCGAGAAGGCCUACGCGCAGCAGCUCACCGAGUGGGCCAAGCGCUGGAAGCAGCUCGUGGAGAAGGGGCCGCAGUACGGGACGGUGGAGAAGGCCUGGCACGCCGUGAUGUCCGAGGCGGAGAAGGUGAGCGAGCUGCACCUCGACGUGAAGGCCUCCCUCAUGAACGAGGACUUCGAGAAGAUCAAGAACUGGCAGAAGGAGGCCUUUCACAAGCAGAUGAUGGGAGGCUUCAAGGAGACGCGCGAGGCCGAGGAGGGCUUCCGGAAGGCCCAGAAGCCCUGGGCCAAGAAGCUCAAGGAGGUGGAGGCGUCCAAGAAGGCGCACCACGCGGCCUGUAAGGAGGAGAAGCUGGCCGUGUCCCGGGAGAGCAACAGCAAGGCCGACCCGGCCCUCAACCCGGAGCAGCUCAAGAAGCUCCAGGACAAGGUGGAGAAGUGCAAGCAGGACAUGCUGAAGACCAAAGAGAAGUAUGAGAAGUCCUUGAAGGAGCUGGACCAGGCCACCCCCCAGUACAUGGAGAACAUGGAGCAAGUGUUCGAGCAGUGCCAGCAGUUUGAGGAGAAGCGGCUGCGCUUCUUCCGGGAAGUGCUCCUGGACGUCCAGAGGCAUCUCGACCUGUCCAACAGCGCCAGCUACAAGAGCAUCUACCGGGAGCUGGAGCAGAGCAUCCAGGCAGCAGACGCCGUGGAGGACCUGAGGUGGUUCCGAGCCAGCCACGGCCCCGGCAUGUCCAUGAACUGGCCCCAGUUCGAGGUAGGCGGCAGCCCUCCCGGCGCCCUUUUUCUCGUCCCCGAGGCCUACAGCCAGGAGGCCAGCCGUGGCCCGCAGGACGCCCGGUGCGGCCCCAGAGGAUGCUGGGGACCCAGGCGUCGCGGGGACAGAACUGGGGGAUUGGGCGGGCGGCGGCCUCACCAGGAAGGCUGGGCCCGAGCUGUGCCCAGUGGCCGGCAGGCCGCGCUCCUGGGGGCGGCACAGACCAGGCUCCCCGAGGACCUGAGCUCUGCUCUGCUCCACGACCCCAGAGGCCCUGCCCGACCUUCUCGGCCGGGAGCUCGAGGCUCUGUUAGGGUGCCACGACCGGGAAGCAUCUCGGCAGGGCUCCGGGCCAGGGUCGGGCCACGGUCUGGCCAGCCUUGGCAGGCUCUGCGUGGGACCUGGCACAGCCGGGCGCAGGGGCUCUGCGGGGCCCUCAGAAACCCUCCUGAGCGUCUGCCCGUGUUCCCGGCCCCUCGGCAAGCCUUAAAUGAUGCUUCCUCCAAGCUAGCGGCCAGCCAGGCCCGACCGUCAUCCGGAAGGAGGGAGGCCACCCCCGGGGCACACGCAGGGCAGCUGGACUCCCCUGACAAGCCCCGCGGCCCCAGGGAGUCCUUUGAAGUUGUGGCUGGGCCGCCCCCAGCCCUGAGCCGGGAGCCCACCUCAGCGGGGAGCCCGGGCCCUGGCUUUGUCCAGGAAUGUGGCCAGGCCCGGCCGCCACCACUGUGUGAGCAGAGCUUUAGAGAGUGGAAGCAAAAGCUCCUUCGGGGCGGCCAGGGGGCUCAGCGGGCAGAGGCAGGCCUGGAGACGGUCCCAGGCCAGAAUGUGGCUUUAGACCCUGCUCGCUGGGUGACCCUGGGCAAGUCCCUGCAGCCCGUGCCUGGCCUCACCACCGACCCUUAG